Molecule: messenger RNA, 6171 nt
Organism: Onychomys torridus (southern grasshopper mouse)
Lineage: Eukaryota; Metazoa; Chordata; Mammalia; Rodentia; Cricetidae
Gene: Pag1
Product: phosphoprotein membrane anchor with glycosphingolipid microdomains 1
Exons: 9
Coding region: 650-1933 (427 amino acids)
Biological process (GO): negative regulation of T cell activation; intracellular signal transduction
Cellular component (GO): plasma membrane; membrane raft
Source: RefSeq, a predicted model, not a curated record
GGCGCGGCGGCCAGUGCGGACUGCGGUUCCUGCCCGGCGCGGGCGCUGUGACUGCUCCUCCGGGGCGGACUGGCGGCUCUGCAGCGCGUCGGCGCCUCUCGUGCGGGGACUCCGUGGCGUCGCAUUCCCUCGCAGCGGGAGACACGCACCUGGAGCUCGGAGCGCAGCUCUCAAGGGCUGGCGGCCACUGCGGCGCUUGCUCCGGUCCCCGGCGCAGUCCGGAUCGCCGCGGCCGCCCGGUGCGCCCGGGAGAGUGCGCCGCCGCGAGUGCGGUAGAGCCGAGGCGGCAAGGACCAGGCGGAUCCUGCGCCCGCUGCCACCGGCCACCGAGGACCAGCCCGGCUGCGCGUGGCGGAGUUGCAGCGCUUCUUAGCGCGCCGAAGCCCCAGAAGACCCCUGCCUCCUGCGAGCCAAACAACCUGAGCCCUUCCUUCUAUAUUUUCAACAGUGGAACAUAGCUUGGAGCUGGGAAGAGGCCAAGGAAGGAGGAGAGGGGCUCUCCCAUAACAACAUUUGAACGGGACACAUUACUAGAACUCAGAAGUACUUUUGGACAAGCAUUCCUCCAAGGAGGACGAAGCCUCUAGACCCAUGUGAGCGCCUGUGAAGAGUUGCCUCCAGCCAGCCGCUGGCCACCCCAGCUCCCACCAUGGGCCCUGCAGGAAGCACCCUGAGCAGCGGGCACAUGCAGAUGCAGAUGGUCCUGUGGGGAAGCCUGGCUGCUGUGGCCAUGUUCUUCCUCAUCACCAUCCUCAUCUUUCUGUGCUCCAGCUGUGACAGAGAGAAGAAGCCGAAGCAGCACAGUGGAGACCACGAGAACCUGAUGAAUGUGCCUUCGGACAAGGAGAUGUUCAGCCAUUCAGCGACCAGCCUGACCACAGAUGCUCUGGCUAGCAGUGAACAGAAUGGGGUGCUCACCAAUGGAGACGUUCUUUCAGAAGACAGCACCUUGACUUGCAUGCAGCAUUAUGAGGAAGUUCAGACCUCGGCUUCAGAUCUUCUGGACUCCCAGGACAGCACCGGAAAGCCCAGGAGUCAUCAGAGCCGGGAGCUGCCCAGGAUCCCCCCAGAGAACGCUGUGGAUGCAAUGCUCACAGCCAGGGCUGCGGAUGGGGACUCGGGCCCUGGAGUGGAGGGACCCUACGAGGUUCUCAAGGAUAGCUCCUCCCAGGAGAACAUGGUGGAGGACUGCCUGUAUGAAACUGUGAAGGAAAUCAAGGAGGUGACGGACAAAGGGCAGGCUGGCAAGUCCAAGUCCACUUCUGCCCUGAAGGAACUUCAGGGGCCACACACAGAGGGCAAAGCCGACUUUGCUGAAUACGCCUCCGUGGACAGAAAUAAAAAGUACCGCCAGAGCAUCAACGCCGAGAGCAUCCUGGGAACUUCCAGUGACCUGGAAGAGGAAGCCCCACCACCUGUCCCCGUUAAACUUCUAGAUGAGAACGCAAACCUUCCAGAGAAGGGAGAGAGGGGGACAGAAGAGCAAGCUCCAGAGGAGACCAGUGGACACAGCAAGAGAUUUAGUUCCUUGUCAUACAAGUCUCGGGAAGAAGAUCCGACUCUUACAGAAGAGGAGGCGAUGUAUUCCUCAGUGAAUAAACCCGCACAGUCAGCACACAAGCCCGGACCAGCUCUGAAGGGGCCAGAGUUUACCUGCCACUCGAAGCAGGGACCCCCUCAGAGGUCAUCAUCUUCCUGUAACGACCUCUAUGCCACUGUGAAGGACUUUGAGAAAUCUCCCAACAACAUCAGCACACUUCUGCCAGCAAGGAGGCCCAGUGGGGAACCAGAGCCUGACUAUGAAGCCAUACAGACUCUAAACAGAGAGGAAGAAAAGGUCCCUCUGGAGACCAACGGCCACCUCGUCCCCAAGGAGAAUGACUACGAGAGCAUUGGGGAGUUGCAGCAGUGCAGAGAUAUCACCAGGCUCUAGAAACCCAGAAAGUAGUCCCAAAGAGCCUGUGAUCAGCACCCACCCGGGACAGCUCUGCUAGAAGUGACAUCAGCCUCAUGUCGCUCUAGUUAACCGAAGUCAAGUACAGGUUCACAGCUGUUCCUCAGCUUCUAAAACAGUAAGGUAUAGCCCCCCCGCCCCCCGUCAGGGCAGGACCCCAUGCUCACAAGAAACCCUGAGUACCUGGGGCCUCCCGCAUCCCAAAGAGGAAGGCAGGCUGUGAGGGGAAGCUCCACCCACCAAUGAUGCGAUUCCUUCUGCCUGGAAUACCGCCCUGCAGACCAGCCAGGGUUUUGUCCCUCACUCUCCUUUUCUCUGUCUGUUCCUAGUGCUAAAAUAUCUGGUAUUUCACCCCUUGAAACCUACUCACAUCUGUGGUUCAUUCCAAGGACGGUCUCCCACAGGCUUGGCACUGGCUUUCAGCUAGAUGUUAUGAUGGUGAGAAGCUGGCCGCUGGUUCCCAUUAGGUCGCCCUCUUCCCAGACCUGCCCUGUUGGUCCCUGGGCAUCUGGACUGUGCAGGCUACUAGGUUUGGGUAGGUGUCCCUGGAAUCUCUGGGGCCUUUGCUCCUGAUUUUGACACUGCGUUUGCGAUCUUUUCACAAGGUACUUGAGGGACUUUAGAUACUUUUUCUAAUUUUUUCUGUUCCAAACCUUCCCCCACAGUGUUCAGAAAUUUAUCAAAGCCUUCUCAGAACCCCCAGUGGCUACUCCAGUACUUCUGAAGCUCUGUAAGCCCAGGGUUCUUCCUUCCAAGCAGAGCCUUAAUGUUCAUGUUGGGACCCAGGCCACAUGUGCGGAUGGCAGCCGUGGUGUCUAUCCCUAAAGGGCUGUGGACAUGAAUUUGUGUUUCCAAUGAUCUCUGCUGCCCACGUGUGUGACUUUCCUGUUAUCCAAUGGUAAUCUAAGAGUAAAAUGUAAACAUUUAUUUUAUUAUAUAAAUUUAUAAGAUGUUUUAUGUUUCAUGCCUAAUUUCUAGAAAGUGCCAGAAAAUAUAUAUUAACUAUUUUGAUUUUAUGUACAAUGAUUUAUACUCUUAAUUUGAAAGGACACCAUAAAGCACAUAAGCUAGAUCAUUGAUCUAGCGGCUUUUAGUCUUUUCUCUAACAAGUAAUACAACCUUGAAGACCUGUAACGACUCAACUUUCCAAACGGCACUGGGAGCUCCAGAUCCCAGACCCCCAGACCACUGGUGGCGAAAUGCAGUAAGGGAAAAUCAGCGUGUCGGUGGUUAUGAUGGACAUUGCCGAAACAGUGUUAAAAACAGAACCAAGUCCGCCUUGGGAAUCUUGAACUUCCUGAAUGUUGCAGACUUUCAUUCAAAGCUGGUAACGCCUCUAGGAACACCAGUGGCGGUGUCCACACUACAGCACUUGACAUGCAAACUGCCCGCUAGGCUUUUGUUUUUCUUCAUUUAACAGAAACCAGGGGCUGAAGUCGUUCCGAUGAAAAGUUCUGCCUGGUUUGAAUUUAGUCAUCUCUAGAUCCUCCAAGGCCAACAUGGGAAACGGUGCUCACUUCUCAUUUCAAAAGGAGCCUAGCCAAAGUGCAGACAGGAAGCCUUCCUGCACAGAAACAGACAAAGAGGGAGGCCAUUCCCCCACUGCCGUGCCAUCUGACUCUAAUGACUUAAUAAUCAUGCUGUUUUCCCUUCUUGUGACAGAGAGUGUGACUGAGGGGGUGAAGUGACCACCGGCUUGUGGCCUGUGUUUCCAUCCUGCUGCACUCAUAAACUGUUUCUGUCACUGCUGUGUACCACGCUUGUGGGAUUGCAAACUCAACUCUCUUAGGUGGUGUCCGUCAGCCCAAUCCACCCAUGGCAAUGCCACACAGAUAAGCCUAACCACUGCCGAUCAGGUCACAGCAGGGGACCACCAGCCCCAGGAGCGGCAGAGGGCAAGGAUCCUCCACAAACACUGAUUUCCACCGCUAGGUAUUAAUGAGUUGACCCAAGUGUCUCUCGGGUCAUACGUGUCCCCUUGGCACGUGGUGCCACCCAUGACACAGGGCACAUUCCUAGCCUUGUGCUUACCAUAGCACCAUUCUUCACAGGCACCUUACGGCUCAGAAGUUUGAUUGUGUCUUAUACAAAGUCUUAACUUAGCAGGGAAGCUGGUGUGGUCUCUAAAGUAUAAAACUCUGUAGAGACAAGUUCAUUAUCAAUAAGCAUGUCGUCUUGAAAUCUCGUCGUCAGAAUGUCCCCAGAGUUUUCAAAUAUAUAUGCAAAACAGUCAUAAAAUAUGCACUCUCCUGGUUUGAGAACCAUGAAUAAGUUGUGACAGAUCGUAUCUUAAGUGUGCUUUACAAGGCCCUUGACACAAGUUCCAAGAGAAUAAGCAGUCGCUGAGGAGUGGGGAGGAGCAAGCAAGGAAGGCAGCUCGGCCCAGCUGAGCUUCAGGGACAUAAUCAGUGUAUAUUGGUUGGUGUCUCAUCAUUGUUUGACUUGGUUAUCCAGGGUCUUUUCCUUUCGUUUUGUUCUAACUCUUUGCUCUUUGACUUGGUUCAAAUUCUGUGUUCCUGUCUGAGCUGGACAGAUCCUGUGGUCUGUUCUAAAGUCUUAACCUAAAUGUUACAGAGUUUAAAUGUAUGAAAGUCAUAAUCAAAGCAGACUGCCCCGUAUACAGAAACAGUCACCGCUGGCAUCCACAGUGUGUGUCUGGUCAUACCCAGCUUGCGGGAAAUUAUCUACAAAGAGAAAAAUAAAUCAUAAGAUUUGUUUCUUUAAAUCAGAAGUAUAAUUCUAUCUAGAAGUAGCUAUUUCUUUAAAUACUUUUAAAAGUCCUUGAGGAAAGCAUUUUGUACUACUUCACAUACUUCCCAAAUGUAAAUCAUGAGAAAGCAUAGACUGUCUUAUGUGAAAUGUUUAAGAAACUCUAAAAGAAGGUCAUUUUUAUAAACAUGUUGGCUGCAUAUGUUUGACUUGUCCUUAUCUAAAUCAUAUCAUUAAGUUUCUAAAACUUCUAAAUAAUACUAGUCAUCUUUGUGAGAAAGAAGUUCAUGGUUGUUCUACAGUAAAUUCAACAGAAUUGGAUUCUCCCACAGUAAAUUCGAAUUGAGUGCUAAAUAACAAUAACACAGAACUAAAAUCUCACCAGCAUUCCAGAGUACUUCUCUUACUUGCUUUUCACCAGUAUAAUUAGAACAGCCCCCCUUCACCAGCCAUGAACUGUACGUAUACACACAUGUGUAUGUAUGUGCAUAUGUAUGUAUUCUGUCUUGCUGGCUCUGGCACUAAUUAGGCUGCGCUCUAUUAUAUGUUUGGUAAGUUUAUCGUACCAGUGUGAUGAGCUUGUGGCAGAGCAGCAGAAUUCAAAGAAACUAUUCUCCAUCCGUUUCAUUUGGUAAUUAUGGACGCCUUCCUCGGCUGCUUCCACUUAGCUUUCCCAAUGAAUACCUCCAGAUUUUAAUUCUCCCGGUUGGCAAACAAUGCUGUCUGAAGAUGCCUUUGUUAUACUUGGGACCCAAUGCAUAUUCAGUCUGAGAAAAGACUGUGAACAGGUGUACUACUCCGUGUGUGUCAAGGAAGAGAGAAAGCCAAAAGCAACAAAAGAGAAACCCUGAGCCGGGCUGCAGGCUAGGUGGCCUCCCAGGUGCCGAGGCUAGCGAUCACACAGGGGAUCUAUUUUAUUCCAAGCACCUGCAGCAGGAGGGACAAAGUCUGACUUGUGACCAUGCAGUGGCUGAUUCCAGACUGAAGCAGGAUUUUGUAAAUGGGUAGAUGACACUGAUCCCAAUGCUCCUUGUGAUAGAGAAUAGGAAUCCCUGUGAUCUCAGGGUGCAUUCUUCUGAAAGGGUUGGUUUCUGGUGCACAGACAUCUUAGAGCUGGCUGCUGGAGUCAGUCUGUAUUGAGGGUUAUUUCCUGGAAACCCUGACAGGUAUAUAAUACUGGGCCAAGGGGAUAUUGAAAGUGUAAUGUUGGGUGUUAGUGAGUAGCUGAUGUGAAAAUAGGAACAUGUCUGGACAGAAUCAAAUGUGGAUUUAUUUACAGUAGCCUCUGCAUCCUUCCUUGCUGGGGCCCAUAUCUUCCUCAGAGCAUUAUUCCUAACAGAGCAUCAAACAAGCUGAAAACACUUAUACUACAAGUAUUUCACUUAAAGACAUCAGGAUAGAACCCAGGAAAAUUAUUUUUAUCUGGAAUUAGGAAAUAAAAUGUUAAAAAUCAUGGUCCAAAAGAGAAAGAAUAUUUGUAUAGUUUUUUAAUCCUAUUUUUGCUCAUU